Messenger RNA from Echinops telfairi (small Madagascar hedgehog), 234 nucleotides. Its product is annotated as transmembrane protein 14C-like. NCBI's taxonomy places the organism in Eukaryota, Metazoa, Chordata, Mammalia, Afrosoricida, Tenrecidae. The transcript has 2 exons. Gene Ontology annotation, cellular component: mitochondrial membrane. The record is from RefSeq and is a predicted model, not a curated record. Bases 1 to 234 code for a protein of 77 amino acids. Gene Ontology annotation, biological process: regulation of heme biosynthetic process.
AUGGAGAAGCAGCCCAGCUCCCUAGUGCCCCUGCAUUGGUUUGGCUUUGGCUACACAGCACUGGUUGCUUCUGGUGGGAUCAUUGGCUACGCGAAAGCAGGUACUACAUCUGGGAAUUUGGCUGGCAUUAUGGGAAUGAUAUUCUACAAUUCCGGGAAAUUUAUGCCUGCAGGCUUAAUUGCAGGUGCCAGUUUGCUGAUGGUUGCCAGAGUUGGAAUAAGUAUGAUUGCUUGA